Molecule: messenger RNA, 463 nt
Organism: Urocitellus parryii (Arctic ground squirrel)
Lineage: Eukaryota; Metazoa; Chordata; Mammalia; Rodentia; Sciuridae
Source: RefSeq, a predicted model, not a curated record
AUGGCCAGAUGGGAGAAUUUUGCAAGUUUUGCCAUAUCUCAACAAAAUAACUAUUACUGCUGCUGGAAAAGACUAAUUGCUUUGAACCCACAGCUCUCUUAUCCUCUUUCCUGCUACAGCUACAGCUGUACAGUGAAGGGGAAUGGACCCAGCCUUUAUCCUGCACCCAAGAUUCCUGAACACCCAGCUGGAAAUUCACUUAUGCCUCAGGAGACCACAGCUGCAUCUGAACACCAAGAUGAGGGUCCACUAGAAGAUUCACAUCUUCAUUUGAAUAUUGAAGAAUUAAACAAGGAGUUUAUGUUGAGAAGUGAAGAACUCUAUGACUCCCUCAUGAAUUGUCACUGGCAGCCUCUGGACACAGUCCACUCGGACAUCCCAAAUGAGACCCCAAAGUGAAGCAAGGUGUUCAGUAUCUAUCCAGAUUAACUGCAUUUGUUUUUGUUUUUGUAGAAAAAAAAAC